Phytomonas sp. EM1 is the source of this 1370-nucleotide messenger RNA. The record is from the annotation of a GenBank genome assembly. NCBI's taxonomy places the organism in Eukaryota, Euglenozoa, Kinetoplastea, Trypanosomatida, Trypanosomatidae.
GGGCUUUUAAGGAUUUGUUUGGAUCGGUUUGCGAAGGAUUCGCAUUAUCUCAUUCUGAAGGACAUAUAGUAGUCUUCUUAUCUUGGAAAAGUAUGAAAUGUUGUUUCGGGAUAUGGAACUGAAAUGGGCAAAAAAAAAUAAAGGAUGUAUGCCAUUUGGGCUACAUUUCAACGUGUUCUAGUGACUGGCUCAUUCUAGAGUCUUCACCACCGCUCGUCUUUCUCCCCCCUUAAUUUUGAAGGAAAUGAGUGUUUGAUAUGAUAUGGGGACACUUUGUGUUGAUGCAAUCAUAUUUGCUGUUAUUACUUCAUCUUGGUGCUCGCAUAUCGAAGUGAUCAUCACAUUCACACGUCGGCUUGUUAGUUGUGUGUGUACGAAUUUGUAACACGAGAGAAAGUUGAUCAUGCAUUUUGGUUCACGCACAUGGAUCGAUGGAAAAGAAAAUGGUAUACUUUAAUUUCUAUCUAUGCUUAUGUGGAAAUUUAUCGCUGAGUAAUCUGGCAAGUCAACACAAGUCAUGCGACGGCAGAUUAUGGGUUCAUAUGGACCACAUCAAUUUUGAGGUUGAUUGUCGAUUAAUCUUUUGUCUUACCUUAACACCAAAACUUGUGCGUGCUUGUCGCCUCAAGUCUGAAAUUAUUGUUGAUCAGUACCGAGACCGUUUGCAUUUUACCUAACUGCUAUUUUAUUGUAUUGCAAUAUGAGAUUAAUAAAAUAAAAUAAGAAAGUCAAAUAAAAUAAAAACAGGUGAGUUUAAGAAAAGUCCAAUCUGAAGAGGUCGGAAAAAUAUGGCAUCCUUCUUUGCCAGGUCUGGGUUGACCCUUCUGAGGGGACAAUCCUUAACCCCAAUUUCAGUAAUUGACGCCUUGGAGGGGAAGAAGUAUAUUCUUGUCUACUUUUCGGCACAUUGGUGUUUACCAUGUCGUAUAUUCACCCCCAAACUGCGUUCCUUUUAUGAUAAGUACCACCGGGAAAAACAAUUUGAGGUUGUUUUCGUGUCUCUAGACAAAUCUGUGGAGGGGAUGCGGGCCUACAUGGAAACUUCCCAUGGCAACUGGCUGGCAUUGCCCUUCGACGAAGCUAAGGCUAUUGGGAAGGAAUGGAUGACGCAGUACGACUUCCAGACUAUCCCCACACUUUUGGUUUUCGAAAAUACACCGACUGCCACGGCUAAGGAUAGAAAGGGGUGGACGCUGCUGACGCGGUCCGGCCGUGAUCUACUGGAUGCAGAUCCAAGGGGUGAGGGGUUCCCUUGGCCAAACGGGGAUGCAGAGGUUCGGGAGUACUACCGCGUCUUGAAGCGGAAUGUAAUGCUUACGGUACUGUUUUUGAUUGUGCUAGGACUUUGGCUGUUUCGACUAUACAUGUAA